AUGGUGAAGAUAACUUUCCAGCCGGUCUCGGCGCAGAAACCAGAGAAGGAGCUCGAUGGAGACAAAGCCGAGAUUCUCAUGCCCUAUGAACACGUGAGUUCAGCGUCUCUUUUCUUUGUUCCAUGAUGUAUUGACAGCGUUGUGGUAAAAUAGGGAUGUUUUGCUGACCAAUGCAAUAAUUAGAUUAUACCAGGGCUAUGUUUUCUUAAUUGCUUUAUAGUUAAAUGCGUUCUCUAUUCGUGCACGUAGCCUAAUGAUUGCAUUGAUGUGAAUUUCAAAAUAUAUUCAAGUCCAAAAGAGCCCAUAACGUCAGUUGUAGGCUAAUCUGCAUAGUAGGCUACCGCGAUAUCAUUUAGGCUACUGUUACAGUAUCCUGUGUUACUACUAUUGUUACUAGAAAUGAUACACUGCUGCUGUGAAAGCGCUGGAAACACGGAUACAAAGUAGCCUAACCUUUUAAAAUCGAUACAAGUUAGCCAGCACAGCCAGAGGAUGUUGACAUUACGUCACCUUGUGAGGCUAACUGGGGACACUGCAGAUACCUCAGUUUGCAGCAGACGUAGCCACGAAUCGUAGGCUGGCUAUCCUAGACCAUGUUACUCGAAUAAUUGCUAUGUUUAUCGAAAACUUUCAAGACAACACGUUUAAAGGUUGAUAUUGGGAAGUUGUAUCUUAUCGACAGUCCGUAAAUUGUGCAAACAAAUGGGGACGUUAUCGCUGCGGUAUGCUUACAUCACCGAGGUGUUUUCCCCCGCCAAUCCAGCAUGUACCGCGUGAGGGGCAUUUGGGCUGUUUUUAGAAAUGAGGGCGCAUGCAUUUCAAUAGUGUAAUGGGAUUUCCUUUCCUUGUGUGAUUACCCUCAUCUAUGCAGUCUGCACUGAUCUGAAAAUACUUCACAGGUGCUAUAUGCUAGAAGAAAGUCGUACUUCGGUUGGCUUUCAUCUGUUCUGUUCUUUCAAAUCAGAUAAAGGAAAGGAAGUGACACUGUUGUUGAGAGAGUCAUAAGAAAUAUGCAUUUGGUUACAUAGCUGUCAGGGAGCUGCUAAAAGGGUGGCCAUACUGGAUUUGCAUAGAAAGCCUCUGUCAAGUGUUGACUCAUAGAAUUCACACACUGUUGUGUCUAUGUGGCUGCUCAAUAUGUUAGCGUUGACAUCACAUUUGUAGGUCUGUCUGUCAUUAGAUGGAUGGUAUAGUGUCAGGCAGGCUAAUACAAUUCAUAGCAAAUCUGAAAUUAUCCUGCCACUUAUGCUAAACAUUGAAUUGUAUUUCUGCAAGUGACAGGAUAAACUGUGAGGAGUGAGGAGUAUUUCUGUAUGUAAUAAGCCCUUUUGUGGUGAAAAACUAAUUCUGAUUGGCUGGCCCUGGCUCCCAACCCCAAGUGGGUGGGCCUGGUAUGCCCUCCCAGAACCACCCAUGGCUGCACCCCUGCCCAGUCAUGUGAAAUCCAUAGAUUAGGGCCUAAUGAAUUUAUUUCAAUUGACUGAUUUCCUUAUAUUAACUCCAACUCAGUAAAACCUUUGAAAUUGUUGCAUGUUGCGUUUAUAUUUUUGUUCAGUAUACAUAUGUGUUUGGCAAGUCCCAAUCUGAAGGUGUGAGAUCAUGUACCUCAAAUUAUUGAGCAACUAUAACUAGUAAUGACAUAGUUAUGGUUUUGACGUCAUGUAGGGAGGUGGGGGACAGGGGAUGCUCGCAAAGGCGUCAUAGGAGACGUGUGGAUACCAAAUCUGUAUGUGUGUAUAAGGACUAUUAAUACCAAAUCUGGCUUGAGAUUCCACUUCCACGCAAUCACUGUGAUCUCCCUCCCACUGGAGGUGUGUGUGAUGUAACGCUGUCACAGCUACAAGUAGGGCAUGUGGAAGUCGAGUCCUAAGAAUAGAACUACCAGACAACCAUGACAGCCUCCCUCGCCAUCACUCGGCAAACACAACACAAUCUGUCUCAUCCCUUUUGAUCCUCCAUUGUGCCUAGCAACUGUGUGUGGGUACCGUUUCUAGGUAGCGAGUAGUGUAUAGCUAAUAGCAAACAGAUUGACGGUAGGGCUGAGAGACUGGGGGUGGGCUGUUGGGAUGACAAGGCAUCUUCAGCAUCUCUAUCCUUCAGCCUACAUCCUAGAGAUUUCCUCUCUGGCUAACUACUUGGCAAGGACAGAGUGGUCUCAUCACAGACUAAGCAAGCAAGAUAUUGCUUGUUAGGAUGUAACAGAGGGAAAUGUGGCUGUGUGAGAGGUUCACUGUCAUAUUAUAAGACUAUUUCUGCUCUGAUAAUUGUGACUAUAUCAUAGUCAUUUUUGUUUCACCUAGGAUUUUUUAUUGGGUGAAGCUAACUGCUUAGCUAUUACCACCAACAUUGAGUGAAACGGAAACUGCUCUUUCAUAGUGGGAGCAUCUUGCUGAUGAAUCGUAUUAAACUUAUCUGACAUUGGCCUGUAGGUCUGACCUGUGAAUUGUUUCUUUCUCCAGGAGGAGCUGGUUCUUCCUCUGAGGCCCAAGAAGUCUCAUCUGAACGGGCUGUGUUGUCUCACCUUUGGCCUGGUGGUCUUCAUGUCAGGACUGGUGCUGGCCUCCAUAUACGUCUACCGGUACUACUUCAUACAACAGGUACUAUACUACUGUACUUCACUAUACUACUAUAAUACAACUAUACUACACCACUCUACACUACACUAUACAACUACCACUAGUACCUCCUAUUUUAUACCACAGGUCAGAUAUUAUACUACUUUUACAUACUACCUCACACACCUUACAACUAUACUAUACUAUACUACUGUACAACUGCCAGUAGUAGCUACUACUACCUGCUACAUCAUACCUCACAUAUUCAGUCAUAUAGACAAAUUGGUUCUGAUUGGAGCAGUGAUGAAUGAUAUAGAUAUCCCCCCUGACUAUCCUAACCCUGUUUUGAUCUGUUCUCCCUCUGUGUGUUCUAGAUCCCCGAGGACAGUCUGUUCCACUGCAGGGUUCUGUAUGAAGACUCUGUGUACGCCCCCCUGCACGGCAGACAGGAGCUGGAGGAGAACGUGGGCAUCUACCUGGACGACAACUAUGAGCAGAUCAGCGUGCCCGUGCCCCACUUCGGGGGGAGCGACCCCGCAGACAUCAUCCACGACUUCCAGAGGGUAAGUCAUCCCUAUGCCUAUCCACACACUCAUUGUGUAGUGUGAUACAAGGCGGCCAUUUUGUGUCCAAAUGCUCGCCCAUUGCCCAUUAGUAUACAUAUGAGCAUAUGAUUUUGGAGGACGUGUCUAUUAGGGUCAGUGGUCUAUAAGGCAAUGAAAGCUUUAUGUGACCUUUUCUGUUAGUUAGCAGACUGGAGGGAAUCUGUGGGUUUAGUAAAUGCUGAUAUUUCCUUCCUCCUUUAAAUCUGCUGUAAGAUGUGGUUAGCAAUGACCUUUCUGCUUCUCAAAUAUCAAGAGCACCGUUUCAACUCAGGAUUGAUGAUUCAUGUUUUGUUGUAAUUUCUAAUUCCAGGGUCUGACUGUGUACCAUGACAUUGCCCUGGACAAGUGUUAUGUGAUUGAGCUCAACACCACCCUGGUAAUGCCACCAAGGAACCUCUGGGAGCUGCUGGUCAACAUCAAGGUACACUAUUGUGUUGUAUCUGUGUUAGGUCUGUCAGAGAAACUGUUUGUGUGUAUGUGGUUGUCCUUCAGAGGGACAGUCUGCCCAUGCAUAUUUAUUCUACAAAAGGACAUUGCGGUCAUGUGUGUACCGUCUGUCCUGUGAAGGGCAUUAUACUAACGCAGGGUUCCCAACUGGCGGCCCGCGCCAGUGUUUUUUUUGUUUUUGUGUGUGGAAUUUUCAUUGUUGGACACAAACAACUGUAAAAAAAAAAAAAAAAAAAAAAAAAAAAACAGCAAAUCAGCUCCAAGUGAUUUUAAUUUAAGAAAUCUGUUCCUAAGUAGUCCCACGAUUAAUAGAGAGACACGACGUGAUCGUAUACAAAUGUAAGCACGGUUUGAAAUGAUUAUAUUUUAGUCAAACAUUAUAUCUGUUUGGGAUUCUUGCGGUCAAUUUACAGUCUACAAAUGAUUUGUAAUUAUGUUCCGGCCCCCCGACCAUCUGCUCAAGAAAAAAUUGGUUUGCAGCUGAAUCUAGUUGAUGAUCCCUGUACUAACGUAUGUGUUUGUGUCUCUCUCUCCCUCUCCAACAGAAGGGGACGUACCUGCCCCAGACCUACAUCAUCCAGGAGGAGAUGGUGGUGACGGGGAGGGUGAGGAACAUGAGACCUCUGGGGCCCUUCAUCCACCGGCUCUGCUACGGCAAAGACACCUACCGCCUCAAACGCCGACGCGAAGCACGCCGACGUAAGGACAACACACACACCAACAACACAUUAUUUUUUAUUCUGUCUCACACAUCCAGAUUUCACACUCGCACACACACAUUUCACACACCGAUGUCCUUGUCAACAUGAGAUGCAUGUAAGUGCUAGGUCAUCAGUUAGGCUCUUCCUGUCCUGUACAGAGGAGAGGAGAGGAGAGGAGAGCGAAGGGUUGUGUGUUUCACAGUAGUCACUGAGUCAGUCCGAAUCCAUGGGCUGGCUGACUGUGUGGUGGGAGAAACACUGACUGUCAGAGGUGUCCAUAUGACACCCCUCAUCACAGAGGAAACAGAGAUGGCCAGGUCCAUAUCGGCGCUUCCUGUGCUGGCUCUGAGAGAGUGAGUUUGCGUGUGGGUUCUGCCAGGCGCUAGCCUCCCACAGUAUGAGUUCUAAGUGACUUCCACACACAGAUCCCUGUAUGAUUACCAUGUCAAAGCCAUCGCAUGUGAGUAAUUUUUCCAACACACCACGCAGGUCCUAUGAUCAGACAGCGUGUGUGGGGGAGGAAGUGAUGCGUAGUAGUGAUGUGCUCCGUGAGCCUCUGUGAUUGGCUAGUUGUAAAACCAGAGCAUUGAUGUAACAUGCUUCCCUCUGAGCACAUAUAUGGGCUGGUAGGCAACUCCAUUGAUCCAAGAUGAGGCUGGUACUGGUAGUCAUGGUAACAGUGAGGUAGGCAGUGGGAGCUCCCUCAACUGUUGUAUUGCUCAAUAUUUAGUCUUCAGAGGAUGAUACCAUACUGGUUUUUAGGCACCUAAUAUGUUGGCAUAUGAACACAUAUGGGGAGUUACCUCAGUAACCCAGCACUGCAAUAGCACCAUAGAUAUACCAAACCCUAUGGAACAUCUCACAUCAUAUAUCAAAAGUAUAACAUCAUUGAACAAGACACAUAAAACUGGAUGUAAGCUUACCUAUCUUCUCUUCUCUUCCAUUCUUCUCUUAAUCUCUCCCUCCUCCAGGCAUCGACAAGCGCAAUGCGAGGAACUGCCACAGCAUCCGUCACUUUGAGAACACCUUUGUCGUCGAGACAGUGAUCUGCGACAGGGUCUAA
This is a messenger RNA of Coregonus sp. 'balchen', 5371 nucleotides long. Lineage: Eukaryota; Metazoa; Chordata; Actinopteri; Salmoniformes; Salmonidae. The record is from the annotation of a GenBank genome assembly.